GUUCGGAUGUUCGCAGACGGCGCACGAGCUUGGUUGUAGUAGUUUUUCUCGCGAAGCGUCACGGGGUGAGAUCGCACGGAAGCGAAGGUUGCGCCCGUGACCGCGCCCGCCCGCCGCGACCGCGACAACCGCCCGCCGACACCGCGCAGUAUCGUGCCGCGCUCGCUCAUCCUCGGACCUCGAUCUGCGCUAUCAUCCAACGGAAGCAGUGCGCCGACCUCAGUGAAGUGAUGUGCUCGUGUUGAUUUCGCCGAUGAUGUGCAAGCGGCGAGUGAGUGCAGUGACGCCUCCAAGCGGCAAAGGUGAAGGACGGCGUCGGCGACAGCGACCGUAGCUCGUCAUGUGGAAGUUGCUGAUGCCGCUGCUGGCGCUGGUCGCCUUCGGUGGCGGGGCCACGUUCCCGGCCAACAAAGAGCUUCUCGAGUGUGCUAGCCAGAUCCUGUAUAUGGAUCAGCAUUCGUACCAAGUUCCAACAGACUACAAUAGAAACAUUCCACCAGGUAAAAACACUACAGUGUACAUAGGCGUCAAUAUCAUCCGAGUUUCUGGGGUCGAUGAGAACAAACAGGAGAUAACACUAGACGUAUUUCUGCAAGUGUCAUGGACGGAAGAUCGAUUGAACGUGCCGCAUCGGGUUCCGUUCAUCGACCUGCCGUGGGAGUUCAGGCAGCUCAUCUGGACGCCGGACCUGUACAUCUGGCAGCUACAGACCAUGAAGAUACUGUCCGUCCUACAGGAGAUGGCUUCGCUCAGACUCUACGCUAACCGAACCGUCACAGUCAGUAUUGGAGCGACAAUAACAAUCAAAUGCGACAUGGACUUCGUGCUGUAUCCGUUAGACGUGCAGAACUGUGACAUCGACUUCGGUAGCUACAAGUACACAACUGAGGAUGUUCGGUUCGAGUGGAGAGAGGUGGCCCGGUGGCUAGGUCUAGGUCCAGUCGGCAACGAGCGGAGCGAGUUCCGCCUCCCAAAAUACGUAGUCACUUUCGUCACGGCCAAAAGUAAUCAUAUUCACAUAUUUGGUGAAGGCAUGUUUCUAGGCGAACAUUCCGCGGCGCGAAUGCAGAUAAUACUAUCACGAGAACUCAGGAGCUACCUGUUGGAGAGCUACCUGCCGUCCUCGCUGUUCGUCAUCAUAUCCUGGGGCAGCUUCUGCGUCAUACCAGAAAUCGUCCCUGGACGAAUGGUGCUUCUGGUUACGACACUUUUGUCUUUAGUCACCAUGUUUGAUACUGUCAGUACGAACUCACCUGACGCAUUGGAACUGAAAUGCAUCGAGGUGUGGCUUAUAUCGUGCACGAUAUUCGUAUUCCUGGCAUUACUAGAGUAUUUCGUGGUGCUCUUUGGCAUCCGGUACGACAAAAGCUGGAGCCGCCGACGGCAGGACCUGCGCAGAGCGGCCUCUGCAGCCCAACUGGGACCGCCGCCGCUACACAUCAACCAUUUGCAGAGACUAAGCACUCCCGUGACUGGAACGCCCCAGGGAGGGAUGUUCUCACCCACUUUGAGCGUUGAAGAUGAAGGUCUCAAGCAACAGUUUGAACACCAAGCAAUUCAAAGGGAUUCACCGAUCCUGGAGUCGAUACCGCCGGGGGGACGAGCCACUGGCUUCGUGACCAGAAUGAGAGGGAUCAUCGACAACGGGGUCAUGUUCUGCGGAGCCCAGCACGGGGCGCUCGAUAAAUACGCUCUCAUGAUCUUCCCCAUGUGUUUUCUGCUCUUCAAUGUAAUUUACUGGACCACGUACUUAAGUUGAGCGCUUCGGCGGACACGAGAUUAAUAAAAUCGUGCCGUAUCACAGUUGACGAGACAAUGUUGUUAUAAAGUUUACAAACAUCCUAAUACGUCUUAUAAGUUAAUCAAUAUUCACGUAUUACGACGAUAAACCAUAUUAUGUAAAUAUAAUCGUUUGUACAGUGAUUAUGGAUAUUCGCUUUGGUGAUAAUAUGUACUUAAUUGUAUUUAAUUAUAGUUGUUAUACAAUGCUCAUCGAUUAUACAAAGCCCCGACAUAUAAUAGACGUAAGAUGGCAAUAUAGGGACCACAUGUGAGCUCAGUACAAAAUAUUCUAAGCAAUAAGCCUUUUUAGGAACAGGUGCCUUGAUUAUUCGAUUUU
Messenger RNA from Bombyx mandarina (wild silkworm), 2119 nucleotides. Its product is annotated as gamma-aminobutyric acid receptor subunit delta. Gene Ontology annotation, molecular function: transmembrane signaling receptor activity; extracellular ligand-gated monoatomic ion channel activity. Gene Ontology annotation, biological process: monoatomic ion transmembrane transport. The record is from RefSeq and is a predicted model, not a curated record. Lineage: Eukaryota; Metazoa; Arthropoda; Insecta; Lepidoptera; Bombycidae. Gene Ontology annotation, cellular component: membrane.